Messenger RNA from Loxodonta africana (African savanna elephant), 3019 nucleotides. RefSeq names its product olfactory receptor 6K6-like. Gene Ontology annotation, cellular component: membrane. The coding region runs from base 1562 to 2584 and encodes 340 amino acids. The record is from RefSeq and is a predicted model, not a curated record. Gene Ontology annotation, molecular function: olfactory receptor activity; G protein-coupled receptor activity. The transcript has a single exon. Lineage: Eukaryota; Metazoa; Chordata; Mammalia; Proboscidea; Elephantidae. Gene Ontology annotation, biological process: G protein-coupled receptor signaling pathway.
UUUCCCCUUCUUCUAUAAUUCAUCUUGAGGAGCUUUUAGUACUUGGAGAGGUAAUGCUGAUAUGCAAAUACUUAAAAUUCAAGGAAGGAUGCAUUCGGUGUCAUCAAAAAGGGACAGAUAAAGCACUGGUAGCAUCCAGAGGAGGGGGUGAUUACUUCCACCAUUGGGGAUCAGGAGACUUCCACAAAGGUGGACACUGACAGCUGGGAUUCCAGUUGGAAGGAAGAUCCAGGGAGGGGAAGGAAGAAGUCCCAUAAGCAAAAAAUACAAAUGCAGGAAAACCGGUCCUGUUUGGCUGAGCUGUUGAGUGUUUCAAAGGAUCUUUGGCUCUAAACUUCAAUUAUAACCUAAUCAAAGCAGGUGACAAAUAUCAGAAGAACUCUGUGCUUUAUCUUUGAAUGCUUUUGAAAAAAAAAAAAAAAAGGUGGUAUUAGAAGCCGUGCUUAGCAAUGUUCGUAUAGGAUUCCUUGUUAGGGGUAAUAACACCAGUGAAAAAGACGUUAAUUAUACUUGCCGUGAGAGGUGAUGUAUACUGCUAUCACUACCUUUAAUUAGCCUUGAGGAAAGUUUACUUCUCUUUUCCCCUCAGCAGAUAGACUGUUGUGUGAUUUCAGACAAUAGACAACAGCUGACUUUUGUGAUGCUUCUUCCUCAAGGUAGUCAUAAUUAUUAGAGACUAAUUUUUUUAUUCGCAACAAUCUCCUUCCCUUGGCUCUUAGAUAUUGUCUUGAUAAGAGCAACGGGGUGUGGAAGGUGGAGUUAUAUACGUGUUCAGAAUUUAGUGGUCAGUAUUUUUUUUUUUUUAAUCAAGUGCAAGGUGAUUUUGGAGAGACUCUUUGUCUGAACAACUAUUAACAGUGACCAUUAAUGGAGGAGGAAGAAAAAGUGAAGAUACAGAUUGGGCAGAGAAUGGCAGAAGGAAUAUUUCCUGAUAUCUGAGUGGUUGCCAUCUGAUGAGAUACAGACGUGCUACAAUGCUAAUAUGAAACAAACAGAAGUAAGGCAGACAGAUAAAGAUGCACACUCUAAUCUAACCCUGGUGGUUAGAUACCCGGGCUGGAGGUUGUGGGGAAGAGCAACAUGAAAAGUAUUAAAAGAAAGUCUCCAGAUACUGCCUUAAAAAUAUGUAUAUAUAUAUAUAUAUAUAUUUUUUUUUUUCUGAAGGGGCAGAGUAGAGAAUCGUUGAAAAAGAGGUACAAGUUUUAAGGAUAAACACAGAGGAACAGGAAGUGGGGAGGAGGACUCAGAAAUUAAAGAAGGAAGUGGACCUCCAGAAAAUAUUUUUAAGAUAAUUUAAUCUGUGUGUUGCUUUGUGGUUUCUUGGUACCAACUGGAGAUGUUUGUAAAAAAUGUCAUUUGCACGUUCAAAAGCAAAUGCUUCAGCGAUCUCUGGAAUAGAUGCACAGCUUGAAAGAUAUUUCUAACUGGUCUGUUUAGGGUCCCAGAGUCAGCUUAAGAAACUAAUUAUAGAAAGAAGUGAAGCAAUUUCAAAUGGGUAACCAGGAUUUCAAUUCCAACUGUUUCUUUGUCCCCUUUCCUCCCUUUGUAGGUGACACGACUGAUGAUCAGUGAGAAUCAGACGAUGAUGACUGAAUUCUUCUUCUCUUUGUUCCCAGAUCCGUAUGAAGGUGGUCUUUUAUUCUUUAUUCCCUUGCUUUUCACCUAUGGAUUUAUCAUAACUGGGAACCUAAUGAUAUUCAUUGUCAUCCAGCUAGACGUGGCACUUCACACCCCAAUGUACUUCUUCAUCAGUGUCCUCUCCUUCCUGGAGAUCUGGUAUACCACAACCACCAUCCCGAAGAUGCUCUGCAACCUAGUCAGUGAGCAGAAGAGCAUCUCUCGGGCUGGCUGCCUCCUGCAGAUGUACUUCUUCCACUCGCUUGGCAUCACAGAAGGCUGUGUCCUGACAGCAAUGGCCAUUGACAGGUACAUAGCUAUCUGCAGUCCUCUCCAUUACCCGACCAUUAUGACUCCCAAAUUGUGUAUUCAGCUGACAGCUGGCUGCUGCCUCUGUGGCUUCCUCCUUGUGCUCCCUGAAACCGCAUGGAUCGCAACCUUGCCUUUAUGUGGCUCCCACCAGAUCCAGCAGAUCUUCUGUGACUUCACGCCUGUGCUAAGGUUGGCCUGCACAGAUACAUCGCUGGUGGUCAUUAUGGAUGCCAUUCAUGCAGUGGAAAUCCUGGCCUCCUUCUUGGUCAUCACCCUAUCUUACAUUCGGAUCAUCGUGCUAAUCCUAGGGAUGCCCUCAGCAGAGGGCCGUCACAAGGCCUUUUCCACCUGUGCUGCCCACCUUGCUGUGUUCCUGCUGUUUUUUGGCAGUGUAGCUGCCAUGUAUUUGCGAUUCUCAGCCACCUACUCAGUGUUCUGGGACACAGCAAUCACUGUCACCUUUGUUGUCCUCGCUCCCUUCCUCAACCCCCUCAUCUAUAGCCUCAGAAACGAGGACAUGAAAGAUGCCAUUGGGAGACUUUUCUACUCCCAGAAGAGGGUCGGUCGGUGGAGCUCGGAGAUAUUUCUAGAUCAGGGAGACACUGAAAAGCCUCCUGGAAGUUCAAAUUUUUGCUGUUCAUUGUUUAGUCUAUAAUUGUGAUCUUUUUUCUACUGCCAUAUCUCUCAUUCUACUACCAUUAACAAGACUGAAAAACAGCUGUGUUCAGGUCAUUGGUAGCAAAUAGUCUGUUUACAUCAGUAGGCUUACCAUACUUGUGAUAGCUAAAUGUAGUGUGCAUGGAUUCUACUGCUUUGUACCACUCGUUGGCUUUCUCCUCACACUCCACCAGCUGGGCUUCUGCCCUUGUCUUUCUUCUUUGGCCCCAUAUGCUGGUGGGUGCAAAGAGUAAGGUAGAAGAGAAAUCUGUAAAGGACAUGAUAGUUCUGAAAGUCACUACUGUUAACUUCCUGCAAUUCUCUUUCCAGCAACGAAUCCCUCUAUUAUGCAAUAUCCUAAGCUAAUAAAAAGUGUCCUAACAUUUCUCCUAUUUAGUCCAUAAACUCUAUUCAAUAGCCAUGGACUAAUGAU